AUGUUCAAGAAAUACGAGCCGAGUGGGCAACAUGUUUUUAUAUUAGUGAACAGCGUUUCUGACAUUCCGAUGUUCCAGCAAAAUAUCGUUUCCUUGAGAUGGAAAUAUAACAAAUCUGAAGGUACUUUUAAGAAGGUUGAAGUGUCCAAAGGGUGUGCAUUGUUCAAUGAGUCUUUCACAGUUCCUCUCUUGAUUGAACAAAAGAACCAAGAGUACAAAGAUGUCAAAAUCCAAAUUUCAUUGAUGUCAACCACAGCAAAGCCCACUGAGUUACGUACACUGAAAACAACACUAGUGAAGUUACUGAAGAAGACUACAAUCCCUGAAAAUUAUAAGGAAAGUGAGUUCACGUUACCCUUCGAGGAGCUCACGGGUAAAAUCACUUUCUCUGUUUCUUUAAAACAAAGUGAUUCGACAGAUUCAGUGUCUGUCGAACAAAAUUUACAAGAGAGUCCAAAGUCCGACAAAAUUUCAAUAGAAAUUGCACCUUCAAAACAUUUGUCAUUCAACCAAUACAGUGGCAGAAAAAGAAGAGCAGCUUCAUUUUGUAAAAAAGCUUCCCCUUUUGAUAAGGAAACUCCUGUGGAGGUUGGUUCCCCACUUUCAAUUUACGGCAAAGACUCCACACCAUCAGGAAUGCACUCUGAAAGUUUGAUAAGUACAAAGUGUGUCGAGACCAAGAACGCCGAUAUUUUAAGUCUCCGCGAACCCAAACGGAAACACAUUAAUGUCAACUUCGCGCAGAAUGCCGUGACGCUUUCUCCACGGGAAUUAAAUAAAAUGAAAAUGGAGGAAGAGAUUAAGACAGUCGAUGACAAAGACAAGCGCAUUGAAUUUUUGGAGGAGAGAGUCAAGUUUCUGGAGAGAACAAAUAUCGAACUCGAACACACUCAAUUCAUAAAAGCGUCAUCAUUCAUCAUGGAAACAUUCUUCUCUAUUCGACUGACAACAGAAAAUGAUGUCACUGUCACCGCAGCAAGAAUCUGCCACGUACUCACAAAAGACUUUUUGUUGGACGAUAAGAACAAUGACUUCUUGUCCCAUAUCAUUAAUGCAAUUUACUCGUUGUCGAUCAGUAAUAAAACUUCUUUGGAACAAUGCGUGUAUUGGAUCGCAACGGUCUCGAGUGUCAUCGAGCACAUCAGAAAGUUCAAAGGAAUCAUUGGGCUAGAAAACAAACUCAUACCUUAUGAGAGCUCUUUGGUACCACAACGAGCACUUAUCGCGGGAUGGGUAGUCGAAAUGGUGUGCGACACGAACAAAGAGUAUUACAAGUUCUUUGUCGACAAAGAAACAAAGUACAACUUCGAAAAGAUUUGUUUACUUGUUAAUAACAUGAGGAAAUUCAAAAUGAGUGACGACUUUGUGAUGAAGAUGGCGACUUUUGUCAUCGACAUUUCAUCGAAAAAUCUGUUCAAUUACAUCAUCCAAGAGCAAAUGGAAAUAACACGCGACUUGUUAGCGACUAUUUGGGAAAAAACUGAACUCUUCACAUCACUCAUAGCAAAGGAAGUCGUCGUCACUUUGGAACACAUGAGAAGCGUCAAAGUCCUCAAAGACUUCGACACUGUUGUGACAGCGGCGACAAAACCAACGAAGACUCUCAAGGCAGACUUGGAAGCAAUUGGCGUAAAAGCAUUUAACCAAACACAACUGACAACACUGUUGUCGAGAGUCAAACCACCACUUUCAUCGGCAGUACUCGCAGAGUUUGUUGGCGGUGGACCACUUUCUAUGACUUUCGACUACGCAUCUGCUCUCAUGUCUGGAUUCUUUUAA
Entamoeba invadens IP1 is the source of this 1779-nucleotide messenger RNA. RefSeq lists its product as hypothetical. The coding region runs from base 1 to 1779 and encodes 592 amino acids. NCBI's taxonomy places the organism in Eukaryota, Evosea, Mastigamoebida, Endamoebidae. The transcript has 3 exons. The record is from RefSeq and is a predicted model, not a curated record.